AUGUACUUUAGAGGGAAUCCCCUAGGUAGCCUAGUCUUCGCCACCUUGAAGGAGCCUAAUAAUACUGUGAAGACAAGCAGCGGAAUAGUCCAUGGCGGCCAAUGCAGCACAACCAGCGUAAAUUACUUCCACUCGAUUCCGUACGCGAAACCGCCUCUAGGAGAACUACGCUUUGCACCUCCUGAGCCAUACAAUAAUUCGCUCGGUGUGAUCAACGCUACAACACCGGCACCAGCAUGCAUUCAAUUCUCGGGGUUGUUCGAUGAGAAGACUGCGACAAGCGAAGAUUGUCUUUUCCUGGAUGUCUGGGCUCCAUCCUCUGCUAAUUCCGAGUCAAAACUUCCCGUGAAGGUAUGGCUAUACGGAGGAAGCAAUGAAGGCGGUGGAAUUUCAGAUCCGACAUAUAAUGGCUGUUUCUCUGCUGUGGACUCCAUUGUUGUCUCUAUCAACUACCGCCUCGGUCCUUUGGGAUUCUUAGCGUUGUCGGAUCUUGGCCUCACCGGAAACUAUGGCAUCAUGGAUCAACUUCUUGGCCUACGCUGGGUCCAGGAGAACAUCGUAGGGUUUGGCGGUGAUCCGAGCAAAGUCCUACUCUUUGGACAAUCCGCCGGCGCUAUUGACUCUUUCGUUCUUGCUACAUUACCCGAGGCACCCGAAUUAAUGAAAGCUGCUGCCUUAGAGUCUGGAGGUGGGAGAGAUAUAGCAACAGUGGACGACGCGAAAGUAUGGUAUUCAGAGUUCCUUGACGCGAUGAACUGCACGAAACAUGACAAUGCUUAUCAGUAUUUAGUUAUCAUGUCUUCGAAGCGCUCAUGUCGAUGGAAUCCGAGCCGCAACGGCAGCAAUGCCAAGUACUAG
Messenger RNA from Daldinia childiae, 858 nucleotides. RefSeq names its product Para-nitrobenzyl esterase. The transcript is spliced from 4 exons. Lineage: Eukaryota; Fungi; Ascomycota; Sordariomycetes; Xylariales; Hypoxylaceae. The coding region runs from base 1 to 858 and encodes 285 amino acids. The record is from RefSeq and is a predicted model, not a curated record.